AUGACGACAGGAGAAGAAAGGAGGAGCCGCUGGGGGGCGUCCCGCGGCCGCCCCGUCUACCACGCCACCUCCGGCGGGUGGCGCUCCGCCAUCUUCGUCGCCGUGGUGGAGGGCGCCGGCAGCUUCGCCUACUACGGCGUGUCGGCUAACCUGAUCACGUACUUGACGGGGCCGCUCGGCCACUCCAACGCUGCGGCGGCUGCGGCUGUGAACGUCUGGACGGGGACGGCCAGGCUCUUGCCACUGUUAGGCGCCUUUGUCGCCGACUCCUGGCUAGGCCGCUACCGCUCCAUCAUCCUCGCCUGCACCCUCUACGUCCUGGUAAUUAUUUAGGAAAUUAAUCUUUUUUUGCGGGAAUAGGAAAUUAAUCUCCUCUCUCAACUUUUUUGUUAGAAUUCUCUUUUAACUACGACUCCCACCAUUUCAUAACAUAUUGUUUACAGA
Molecule: messenger RNA, 444 nt
Organism: Triticum urartu
Lineage: Eukaryota; Viridiplantae; Streptophyta; Magnoliopsida; Poales; Poaceae
Source: RefSeq, a predicted model, not a curated record